UUGCUCUUAUUUUCAGUGAUGUGCUUUGUACGUCCGCUGGUACGGUUUUCCUCUUAUUGGUCGAGCCGUAUGCUGAUUUGAGAGACAGAGACGGUUAGUUUGCUCCCAAACCCCGUCAGUCUGUCAGUGGUCUGGAAAUGCCAAAGCGCCUCCUCGCUGCUCACGCGCUCACACACAAAGCAGAGGGUUCCGGUGGCGCGAGCUGGAACGAUCCACUGAUGCCGCUUCUUCGUUUAGGUGCUUAACUGCUCCUUAAAAACGACGAGGGAAUCUCUUGUCCUCCGACGUUGGUUUUUUUUUAGUUUUUUGUUUUUUGGUUCGCGGGUUUAGACACAGGAUUGUUUUGUGAUGGGUGGUGGAAACGAAUCACGGAUUUUUUCUCUUUUUAUGGAGACCAAAGUGAGCAGAUUUUCUACUGUUGAAAGCAAGUUUUAUCUUGAUAAGAAGCAAAUGGUGGAACAGAGGAUUCUUUAGGGGCAAAGGAUACUUACUCAAGAGAAUAACACUUUUCACACACAGUUUUCCCAACAGAAAGGGGGUUUUCUAGUCCGCAACAUUGGAUUUUACAUUUUGUUUGACUGACGCAGCAUCGUUUUGGAGUAUCUUAUUUGGAGAUUCCAGUGCUUGUAUUCUACAUUUCGAGGAAGAAACUAUAUAUUAAAUAGAAGAAACCCGGACGAGACGAUGUUAUGGAGAUGCCAAUGAAAUAAAACCUGUUUCUCCAGGUCAAAUGACCGCUUCCACUCGUUCUCCAAUCUGACCACCUUAUUUAUGACAUGGAAAAACGGGGACUCCACAGCGUCCUUUAUUAUUUCAUUCUGAAUGCGCCCCUGCUAUUCUGUGUAAAUGCCACAUUUACUGAAGUGCCCAAAGAUGUGAGUGUCGGUGAGGGCGAGGACAUAGAGAUGCCGUGCGCUUUUCGAGCCGUCGGAGUCUCGCCGUUCUCUCUGGAGAUUCAGUGGUGGUACCUCAAGGAAGCGGCCCCUAAAGAGCUCGCUCACGAACUGCAAAUUAGCGCUCCGGCCAACAGAGCCAAGGUUGCCCACCGGGACGCCACGAAAAUAAGCACGGUGAGGGUCCAGGGCAACGCUAUUUCCCACAAGCUCAGCCUAUCGGGUGUGCGGAAGGAGGACGAGGGAGUGUAUGAGUGUCGGGUUGUGGACUUGUACUCUGAUGAGACUCAGGAAUACAAGGUGCAGGCCACUCUGCGCGUGACGCCGCGCGAGGGAAUGCUGGCCGAGGAGGCCGUGUCUCACAUCCAGAACCGAUGGCCACUGAGAAACAGCAACACAGCGACGGGUGGACGGGCCACUUCUGAGCCGGGCCAGGGUCAGGGAAAACCCCGCAUGCCUCCGCCGGUUGGAAUAGGACCCGCUCCCCCUUCAACGACUACGACGGGCUCUGCAGACAAGUCGUCAGCUUCUCCUCGGCCGGGCAAUUCAUCUAUCCUGAGACAACAGCACGGAUCCGGUUCCGGAACCAUGGCAAUCACUGAGCCACUCCUUUACAUCACUCUGCUGAUCCUGCAUAAGCUCCUCCCCUUCCUGUUUGCCUACUAAGAGACCACAACCAAACAACUCGCAGUGAUUUCACUUUAUGUACCAAACGAACAAAGGGAAAAUAUAACUACGUAUAUAUAAAUAUAUAUAAAUAUAUCUACCAUUAUGGCACAUCACAGUGAGGGAUGGGAUAUGACUUUGGAAAAAAUAAAAAUAUCAGAAAAAUAAAAUGAAGGCCAUUUUGUUUUCUGGGACUUGUGUAGAAGAUCUCUCCAGAUUUGGAUGUAAAAUGGAUUCUAUAAGAAGCAUGAUGAAAAAAAAAAAAAAAAGAAUUAAAAAGGAGUCUAUGUGAAUUAGAGCUUCACAACUGUGUCAUACACACAAUGACAUCCAUAAACGCUGCAUUCAGUUUCCAAAUACUAGUGUUUGCCUUGCUAAAUGCAUGGCUCUCUUAAUUUAUUAUUAUUGUUUAUUAUUUUUAUUUUUAUUAUUAUUUCUGUUCUGUUUUUUUUUUUUUUUUUCACUACAGUUUUAAUUUUAACAUUGUUCUUAUUAAAGUACCCGAUACUGAAUCAUAAACAACUUUACAUAAACAACUGUUUUUUUAUUUGUUUUGUUUUGUUUGUUUUUUUGUUUUUUAAUCAUUUAAUCAACCUUUUUUUUUUUUUUUUUGCAUGAAUUGUUCAGCUGUCUCAUUUUUCAUUUCAUUAAUGUGAAAGAAGGCGCUCUCUCAUGUCAGUUCUUUCUAUAAGACUGUGUGUAAUACUGUGUAUUCAGUUCCCUCACAUCUGAUUCUGAGUUCUCAAGCAUUUUUGUCUCAUAAUGUAUAAUAAUGCAACCUUAUAUAUUUUGAUCAAAUAAGGCACAUGUUACCAUAGUUGUUGUUAGUCACCUCUAAUAAUGUUUAUUUUUAUUAAAAGUAUGGUGGUCAAGAUAAGACAUUCAUUUAUAAAAUUUAAAAGAAAAAAAAAAGACAUUGGUAUGUUGCCAACACAGUUGAAAUAAAAGUUGUUUCUUUAAAAAAAGAAACUAGUUAUUUCGGUUUUUACAUUUCAAAGGCACUUUAUUUUUUGUUUUAUUCAAGUGCACUAACACCAGGCAGCUGCAUGACGGCAGUGUCUCGGCUAAACACUCCAGCGUCCCACGGGUGUCAUGAACUGUAAUGUAUUCUUCACAAUAGGAUAGGCCCAAUUCCAGCUGAAAAACACAUUACUCUCACUAGCAUCACCAACUGAGCACAGCUGGCGUACAACUCAUGGUUCAUUUCAUUAGUCAAAUGCACGUCACCCUGUCAAAUAACUCUUAACUCUCUGCUGCGGUCUUCACUGAACCCUGCUCCACUCUCUUCCGCUCUACCUAAACACAUCUCCUGAUGAAUGGCAGAGGCAUUGUUCCUUUCUAAAACACUGCAUUCUAUUGUCUUAAUGGAAGCCUGCGAGGCAUCACAUAACAAACAAGCCUCUCACUGACUCAGACAUUCAUAGUGUUUAUCGCCUGCAAGUAACUGACUUUCACUCACUUUGAAUUUAACAUGCACAAUGAAAAGUCAUCUUCCUUUCAAUGGAAUAAAUAACCGUUUAUACAAACAUAAAUGGAUCCGACAGGUAAAAAUGAGCAUCCAGUGAGCGAGUCGCCACAAUAUUAGCAUUUUUCUUUUUUAAAACUAAAUGAGCCAGGUGGCUUUUAUUCUUCAUGGUGAAGGUCUCUCCUCCAAUCAAAUUAAUGAGUGUUUGACAUGGCCAUUUGUAUGUGUUACACAACACCCGACGAGGCCCUGAGUGCUUUCCCCACCGCUGUAAAUCAUCCCUCAUUCAAGUAAACUAACACAGCUCUCUCUUAUUUCUUGUCCUCAUUCCUUCCAAAAUCCACUUCUGAAGAAAAUAUCAGAGAUGGGCUGCAAGAUCCCGCUGCGGAUGCUAGAUUUGAUGCAAGUGCACUCUCUCAUGUUAGACACAACAACUGACAAUAACAAAGUACAUAGUGAUUAUAAUUGCUUUUUCAUUGAUUGAUUUAUUUGCACUUUUUAUGGCCAUCAAUGAAACAAUCAAAAUGACAAAGCAAAGGGAUGCUUGUAUAUUUACUUGCUCCUUUAUAGCUCAGGGGAACUUUGUAUUACAUAAUACAAGUGUAGAGCUAUACACUGAACAUCCACAACAUUAAAACCACCUGCCUAAUAUUGUGUAGGCCCCCCUCAUGCUGCCAAGAUAGCUUUGAUAUAUUGAGGUAUGGACUCUGCAAGACCUCUGAACCUGUCCUAUGGUGUCUGGCACCAAUACAUUAGUGUUGUGAGAUUGGACCUCCAUGGAUCGUAUUUAUCGGUCCAGCACAUCCCAUAAUCAGAUUGAGAUCUGGGGAAUUUGGAGGCCAAAGCAAUGCCAUAAACUCUUGUUCCUGCACUAUUUUUGCAGUGUGGCAUGGAGCAUUAUUCGUCUGAAAGAGGCCACUGCCAUCAGGGAACACUAUUGCCAUGAAGGGGUGUAUGAGGUCUGCAACAAUUUUUAGGUGGUAGGUGGUAUGUGUCAAAGUAAUAUCUACAUGAAUGCCAGGUCCCAAGGUUUCACAGCAGAACAAUGCCAAGAGCAUAACACUGUCUCCACUGGCCUAUAUUAUUCCCAUAGUGCAUCCUGCUGCCAUGUUUUUUCAUCAGAACAGGCAACCUUCUUCUACUGUUUCAUAGUCCAGUUUUGACACUCAUGUGCCCACUGUAGGUAAUUUAAGCAGUAGACAAGGGUCAUCAUGGGCACUCUGACCAGUCUGCAGCUGUGCAGCCUUAUGCUCAGUAAAUCUCAGUGCACCGUGUGUUCUGACAGCUUUCUGUCACGGCCAGCAUUAUGUAUUUCAUCAGUUUGAGCUGGAGCUCUUCUGGGUGAUCGUUAAAUGCUGGUAUCCCUGGGAUUAUGUGCAUUGUAGAUCAAAAAGAAACAUUAUGGUACAUUACAAAGAAGAUUGUCCAUACAUAGAUGAUAUAUCCAUCACUAAAGCAUGUUUAAUCCGAGAGACAAAAGGUCAAAUUACACUUGUGGUAAUAAAAAAAAGUGUGUGUGUAUGGGGGGGUUAGAGGCGUUAAUACUGUAGGUCCAGUACUUAACUGUGGUGAGUUUGCUUAUGUAAGGUGAUAUAAAAUGUUAUCUAGAUACACGAUGCACACAAUAUUUAAGCAUCAUAUAUAAAAAAAACAAAAAAACAUGUAGGUUCUACUUGGUGAAUCACAGUGAUGGCUUUUGAUGGCUUUGCUGAGCUGUUUGCAUGCAGUGAAAAGUGAUCAAACAAUAUGCAUAAGAUUCUUGCUUUUAUAAGAACUUUAUGUGUGGUUGAUGGACAGAUGGUGAGAUGAUAAUCUUGGCGAUGGACUAGCCAAGGCAGAAAUGUUUGUUUCCACACAAGAAACGCUAAGACUUACAGUAGAUAAAGACUUCAGAGCAAGGUUUACAAUGCGUUCAGUUCAUAAGCCAUGUCUUAAUCAUUAAUCAUUUGCACAGGACAUUAGCCACCCCCUCCUAAGGACACAAAGGAAAGUGUCUGGACUGGAACAGGACACUGGGAUCAUGACUGUUUCAUUUGUUUGUUUGUUUUUCACAGGAGACAGUCAGCACACAUUGAGAUGAUGCAUUAUGUGCCAGUGACUUUUGCCCUCAGACUCUCACUUACACUGAGGAUGAUAAAUCCCUGAUGCGAUCUGUCCCAGUCUAAUAAAGCACAACACAGAGAUAACCAAACAACAUGCAGAGAGGUAUUACCAAUGAAGUAAGAAUAAGUGUAAUGUCAAACAUGGUCUGUUGCACUGUCAGUUGGAGUGACAGUAUCAGACCCCAUCACUAGACACACAAGACCACUGGCCUCAACCACAGCAAUUCAAGACUAAAACAUUUCUGAGGACUCUUUUUACCUACCUCUACAUACGUUUUUGCGGAAAAAAACUUAACUAUACAUACAAUUUAUUGCAGUUCCCAUACAGGUAAAAUAAACACUAGUGGCCAUAAAACAACAACAACUUUUAAUCCUUUUCACACAAAUUAUGAUAACAGGGACAGAUCAUUGGUCAUUAAAGACUGUUGUGAUUCUUUGCACAAUAUGACCUUAAAACACUUUUAGCAUAGUACAUGAUUUGUAGACUAAUACAUUUUGACUUUUGCAUCACAUAACCAGCUCCAUAUGUUUGGCUUUUUUUGAUGCAGAAAACUUGCUCAGUAGCCCACCUGGUACAGCAUUGCACUCGUAAUGCAGAGUGCUUGUAGAAGCAAGCUAAAAUAGAACAUGCUUCAAUAAAUGUGUUUUCAUCUCACAUUUGCUUUUGUUAACACUAUCAAUUAGGUUCAGGGUAGAGUUGUGUAGUGUUAAGUGGUACGUUAUAUUCAUCGUUAAAUUCAACUAACCAGACAUUUCAUUUCCAAACUGCCAAGAUAUGUACAACAACCAAGACAAUAAAACAUGACCAGAUUCACGUUCAAUUUGGGAUUAAACUAAGCACGCUUGUGCCACUCAUUGGGCAUUUCACUAUGUAAAUAUUAUGAAAUGUGCAAGAAUCAACAUAAUAUUAAAUGCUGCCAAAGGCACACAUGUCAUUGGCCUCCGCAUGUGCAAAAUCUGAAUAUGCAUAAACUAAUAAAUUAACAGUUUAAAGUGACCAGGUCAUGGUUAAUUCACAGUGUAGGACUGGAUGGGAUCUCAAAAUUAUAAAAGUGUCUGCACCACUGGUAUCUACAUUGCAGUUGUAAUGCACAAACCUUGUGGGAUGAUGUAUUUCAGUUUACCAUCAGAUAAUACCAAGAAAACGUGUGUUUUAGUAGAAUAAGAUUCUGAAAUGCAGCACUGUCAGCUGGUUUAUAAACAACAAAACAUCAUUCAUCUUCAUGUAACCAGUCAUCAGUCAUGCUGAAAGUGUAAAGAGAUCAGAGUAUUUGCUUUAAUAUGUGUGAUUCAAAGUGAGAAUUGAUAUUGUUAGAAGUGCAAAUCUCGAAUAAUGAUCUAAAUAAAAAUAAAAACUUUUAAAAGCUGAUAUCUAAUAACUGCAGUGUGUGUUUGUGUGUGCCCAAAAAAGGC
This is a messenger RNA of Onychostoma macrolepis, 6539 nucleotides long. It is a transcript of the gene vstm2b, whose product is annotated as V-set and transmembrane domain containing 2B. The record is from RefSeq and is a predicted model, not a curated record. Bases 777 to 1559 code for a protein of 260 amino acids. The transcript has 5 exons. Lineage: Eukaryota; Metazoa; Chordata; Actinopteri; Cypriniformes; Cyprinidae.